Messenger RNA from Mugil cephalus (flathead mullet), 6404 nucleotides. RefSeq names its product INO80 complex ATPase subunit (gene ino80). Gene Ontology annotation, biological process: chromatin remodeling; DNA repair; DNA-templated transcription. The record is from RefSeq and is a predicted model, not a curated record. The transcript has 37 exons. Gene Ontology annotation, molecular function: ATP binding; histone binding; ATP-dependent chromatin remodeler activity. NCBI's taxonomy places the organism in Eukaryota, Metazoa, Chordata, Actinopteri, Mugiliformes, Mugilidae. Bases 280 to 5028 code for a protein of 1582 amino acids. Gene Ontology annotation, cellular component: nucleus; Ino80 complex.
CCUCGCCAUGGCGUCGUGUCUCUCCUCUCUCAGUAACAGAAAGUGGCCGCCUCUCUGCUGUUGCUGCCGACUCAAAGCUCACAGACUCGCUCGGCGCCUCAAACCGCCAUUUUGGAGUCAGAGAACCGAGAGUCGGCAGCAGCGACGAGAGAGACUCAAAGGGGGACACGGGGCCGAGGGGUUUACAUCUUUGAUUGUUAAUCUUGGAAACAAGAACAAUGGCAUCUUUUACUGAGAAGUAAAAGGUCCUGCUCUGCAGGCCAGAGGUGUCUGUGCUGCAUGGCGUCGGGGCAGGGUGGCCGGCUGGACCUUGGGCCAUCAGGGAUCUCUGGCCUGGCCAAACCUCUCUACCUGCAGCGCUUAGAGAGAUCCCUAAAGUUGGACAGCUUUUUGCACCAGACUGCCACUGUCUUCAACAGAGACAUAACCAGUGAUGAUAGCGAUGACAGUGAUGGUGCACUGGGGACAGGGCUGUCCCUGGAACCCUCCACUCAGCAUGCAGCUUUGACAGUGAAGAGUGAGUCAUGUGAGCAAGGGGACGUGUUGACAGAUGGCAAGCCUCUAAAUGGAGUCAUUCUGCAAGGUAAAGACCAAAAGGCAGAUAAAACAAGCCUCUACAAUUUUUCCAAGUUGAAGAAGAAUAGGAAAUGGCUCAAGAGUAUCCUGUUGAGUGACGACACUACUGACUCGGACACAGACUCCGAUGAUGAUGACUUCAGCUUGUCUCGGGACGAGCUGCAUGACAUGCUGAGGCUGCACCGUUUCACCAGGCAGCAUCAGAGCAAGUUCUACUCCGACCGGGAGCUGCACCAGUAUCAGUACUACAGCACUGGGCUCCUGUCUACCCAUGACCCCUUCUAUGAGCAACAGCGUCACCUGCUGGGCCCAAAGAAAAAGAAAAUAAAAGAUGAGAAAAAAUUCAAGGGCAAAUUGAAAAAAGUCAAGAAGAAGAAGAAACGGGGAGAGGGAGACUUCCUGGAUGAGGAGCGCGCUUACGUCACCAAGAUCUUUGCUAAGUUUUCCCACGAUGCUCCUUUGCCGGUGGUGAAGAAGAAACAUCUCACUAUCGAGCAGCUGAACGCGCGGCGACGCAAGGUCUGGCUGACCAUCGCGAAGAAGGAGAUACCUAAGUGUUUCAAGCAGAAGACCUCUGCAAAGAACCUGGUAUUGACCAAUGCAAAAAAGCUGGCUCACCAGUGCAUGCGUGAGGUCCGCCGCGCCGCCAUCCAGGCUCAGAAGAACUGCAAGGAGACGUUACCCCGCGCCCGGCGCCUUACCAAGGAGAUGAUGCUCUACUGGAAGAAGUACGACAAAGUGGAGAAAGAGCACCGCAAGAGGGCAGAGAAGGAGGCCCUGGAACAACGCAAACUCGACGAAGAGAUGAGAGAGGCCAAGCGGCAGCAGCGUAAGCUGAAUUUCCUGAUCACUCAGACGGAGCUGUAUGCGCACUUUAUGAGCGGCAAGGCCAACGUGGGAGGUCCCGCAGGAGACACAGCUCAGGAGGAAAUUCUGAGGAAGCUGGAAGACACUGCGGCUCAGAGACAGAUAGACAUUGGUGGAGGAGUAAUGGUCAACAUGGGACAGGAGGACUAUGAUAGUGACUACUACAAAUCCCAGGCCUUGAGGAACGCCAAAGAGGCCUACCAGAUUCAUCAAGAGAGAACUCGAAUGUUUGACGAGGAGGCCAAGGACAGCCGCAGCGCAUCCUUGCACGCGGCCGUCGGCUCCGGAUUCGGAGAAAGCUACAGCCUGUCAAACCCGUCCAUCCACGCGGGCGAAGAAAUCCCUCAGCCGACCAUCUUCAACGGAAAACUCAAGGGUUACCAGCUCAAAGGCAUGAACUGGCUGGCCAACCUCUACGAACAGGGAAUCAAUGGAAUCCUGGCAGAUGAAAUGGGACUGGGGAAGACGGUUCAAAGUAUCGCCCUGCUGGCACACCUAGCGGAGAGAGACAACAUCUGGGGUCCGUUCCUGAUCAUCUCCCCGGCGUCAACGCUCAACAACUGGCAUCAGGAGUUCACGCGCUUUGUGCCCAAAUUCAAGGUGUUGCCGUACUGGGGAAACCCUCAUGAUCGCAAAGUGAUUCGAAAGUUUUGGAGCCAGAAAACCCUUUACACCCAAAAUGCACCAUUCCAUGUGGUGAUCACCAGCUACCAACUGGUGGUCCAGGAUGUCAAGUAUUUCCAGAGGGUCAAGUGGCAGUACAUGGUUCUGGAUGAAGCCCAGGCACUGAAAAGCAGCACCAGCGUCCGAUGGAAAAUCCUCCUGCAGUUUCAGUGCCGGAACAGACUGCUGCUAACGGGGACGCCCAUCCAGAACACAAUGGCCGAGCUGUGGGCCCUGCUGCACUUCAUCAUGCCUACGCUGUUUGAUUCCCACGAAGAGUUUAACGAGUGGUUCUCCAAGGACAUAGAGAGCCACGCUGAAAACAAGUCUGCCAUCGACGAGAACCAACUUUCCAGAUUGCACAUGAUCCUUAAGCCCUUCAUGUUACGCAGAAUCAAGAAGGAUGUGGAAAACGAGCUUUCAGACAAGAUUGAGAUCCUGACCUACUGCCAGCUGACGUCCAGGCAGAGGUUGCUCUACAAGGCUCUGAGGAACAAGAUCUCUAUCGAGGAUCUGCUGCAGUCGUCCAUGGGCACGGCCCAGCAGGCCCACAGCACCACCUCCUCCCUCAUGAACCUGGUCAUGCAGUUUAGGAAGGUUUGCAACCACCCCGACUUGUUUGAGCGCCAGGAGACACGCUCCCCUUUCCACAUGUCCCUCAAGCCCUACGUCAUGUCAAAGUUCCUUUACCGCUGUGGCCUCCUCCACGCACACAAUCAAGCCAAGAACAAAUUACUUCAGGUGCUGUUUUCUCCCUUCUCUCCAAAUCACAUCCAGCAGUCUCUUUUUCACAGGAAAGGUGACGACAAAGGAAGCUGCUUCUCCUUCUUGCGCUUCAUUGACGUGUCGCCGGCUGAGAUGUCCAACCUAAUGCUGCGAGGCACCUUAGUGAGAUGGUUAGCCCUUUUUCUGUCCCUGAAAGCUGCGUACCGGCUCCACUAUCAGCGCCUGUUCGACCAUGAAGCAGAGGCUCAGGAGAAAGCCGGAGAAAGCGAAGGGGACGCGGGGACGUCGCAACCUGGCGUUAAGUGUUUGUCGCGCAAGGACCUCGUUCUGUGGCUGAACAGACCCGUCGCCUUCCCCAACACGUGCACCAGUCCCGUCCUGCAGGAUUUGGUGUUCACAGCCUCCAGGCCCGGCACGUUGGGACACACGGACGUGAAGAUCCACGGAGGAAACUCUGCCGCUUCCACCCUGCGGCCCAGCCAGCCCGCACUGCCACCCAAGUUCCUGCUGGCCGCCACGCCUCGGGUGACGGCGGUGCCCAUGGAGCGCUAUUGUGACGACCGCAGCGCUGAGUACGAGUGGUGGGUGACUCGCGGCGGAGGGGGCAUGAUCUACAAGCAGUGCUUUCUGUAUGGCUCCCCCGAACUCGCAGCGGAUUGGAGCGUGAGGGCUAACGCCUUCCACCCGCAAAGCCCCGGGGGUGUGAUGGCCCUUUACCCUCGCAACGGAUGGUCCUUCAUAAGGAUACCAGAUAAGGAGAGCCUGAUCACAGAGAGUGGCAAGCUCCACACCUUGGAUAUCCUGUUGAGUCGGCUAAAGGCCCAGGGACACCGCGUCCUCAUCUACUCCCAGAUGACACGCAUGAUAGACCUGCUUGAGGAGUACAUGGUUUAUCGUAAGCACACUUACAUGCGUCUCGACGGAUCCUCCAAGAUUUCUGAACGCAGAGACAUGGUGGCCGACUUCCAGAGCCGAACGGAUAUCUUUGUAUUUCUGCUGAGCACGAGGGCCGGAGGGCUGGGCAUCAACCUGACUGCUGCUGACACCGUGAUCUUCUAUGACAGCGACUGGAACCCCACAGUGGACCAACAGGCCAUGGACCGGGCUCACAGGCUGGGUCAGACCAAGCAGGUCACCGUCUAUCGCCUCAUCUGCCAGGGCACCAUCGAGGAGAGGAUCCUGCAGCGGGCCAAGGAGAAGAGCGAGAUCCAAAGGGUGGUGAUUUCUGGAGGCAACUUCAAACCAGACACACUGAAGCCCAAAGAGGUUGUCAGCCUGCUUUUGGACGACGACGAGCUGGAAAAGAAGCUGCGUCAAAGGCAGGAGGAGAAGAGGCAACAGGAGGAGAGCAGCAAGGUGAAGGAACGCAAGCGGAAGAGGGAAAAGUAUGCAGAGAAGAAGAAGAACGAGGAGUCGGAGAACAAGAAGAAAAAGGAAGUGAACCUGGUCAUCUCCCAUGCGCCCUCAGCCGACAACUCCAACCUGUCUGCAGAUGGAGAUGACUCGUUCAUCAGUGUUGAGAUGGACUCGGCCAUGCCCAGUCCGUUCAGCGAGCCUGUGUAUGUGUCUGUGUGUGAUCCUAUGCGUGGGCAGAUCUCCUUGAGCAGCGAGCUCCAGCCCGGCUCGUUACCCCCGGACGCCGACGCGGACGAGAGCAGCAGCGACAUGCUGGUCAUCGUGGACGAUCCGGUGUCUUCCGCGCCUCAGUCCCGCGCCACCAACUCCCCCGCCUCUGUAUCGGGAUCAGUCUCUGACAACAUGAAUGGUGUUUCGGCCUCUGACACAAUCAGCCCCGGCAGAGGCAGGUCCGGUCGGAGUCGUGGGCGGCCCAAAGGAUCCGGAGGCGGGGCUAAGUCUGGGGGGAAAGGUCGCGGCCGCAAGUCGACGGCGGGUAGCGCGGCAGCAAUGGCGGGAGCGAUGGCCGGGGCGGCAGCUGCUUCAGCAGCAGCUUAUGCUGCUUACGGCUACAGUGUCGCUAAAGCUGGCCUGUCCGCGUCCAGCCCCCUGCAGCCUUCCCUGGGCCGGUCCGGAACCAGCCCCGCCUUCAACCCCAGCAGAAGCUCCUCCCCCCAGGCCAAAGGAGGCACCUCCACCCCGAGCCCCCACAAACAGCUGACCCACAGCCACCACCACCACCACAGCGGCCACGGCGCAGUCAGGAAGGGCAAGGGCCCUGGCGGUCCCGGGGCGCGAUGAUGCACUCUAACACGAAUGUGCCCGUCUCAGACACACACACACACACACACACACAAGAUAACUGACCUACUCUUCACUGUGAUCCCCACAGACGCCCUUUGCCUAAACCAAUAAAUAAAUACAGUAUUUAUAGUAGCUGAGGCUCGCUACCUUGAGGACCACGCAGCACUUAACAAGAAACUCUUUACCCAUUCACACUCAUUCAAACACAGUAAUCUGAAGGUACACUCUCUACCAGCCUCCUCAUCUCUUGGUCCAGUUUAGUCGUAAAGUGUCCCUGUCGCCGGACAGAAUCUGCCUUGAAUAUUUUUUUUUGUUUUGUUUUUGUUUUUGCGUUAAGACAGGAGUACUUCCAAGUGCUUUUUCGAGAAGACAAACUGUCUAUUGGUGACGAGAAUCUCCUCCGGUUCGCUGCCCCGGCUGCGACGCGACAACAAAGAAGCAACACGCGUAGCUUAAAGGGCUCUUCAAUCCGUCGCGUCCGCCGGGGCAGCGGGGCGAAGGGGCGUUACCGUCAGUCGCACUGAGCCACGUCUUCCUUUCUGUGGUGUCGUUGAUUCUCGUAGGUGUACAUUAGGUUAUUUAAUUGUUCUGUAGGUGAUGCUCAGCGCAAACCGGCGGAUGGUUCUGCAAUUCACGGAGCUCAAUGUGAAGCCACACCUUGCUCGCUCACACUUUACCAAACAAUACGCCGACAGCUUUUGUACUAAAGCUCUUAUUUUUGUAAUAAAGUAUACCCAAAACCAACAUGGCAGGUGUAAAGGAUUUUGAAAAGAUUUUGUCCACGAAUUGACAGACGGAAACGGAGGUCGAUUAUAUUUUUUGUCCGACGGGUAAAGGACGUGUAAACUAUAUUCCAAAAUGAGGGUUGACACGGCAAUGCUGCUAACCGUAAAUUUAUUAAUUGACUAUUUAUUUGAGUUAUGUUAAAGAAGAAGAAGAAGAAAAAAAAAAUAGCGGACAGUUGCUUAUAAUUGCGCCAAUGUUCACCUGUAAAACUGUAAAUUGUGAAUUCUGAAGCCAUCUAUAUAUUUUUUUUUUCCAUACAUGUUUUCUGUGAUAAGAAGUCCGUGGUUCUCUUCGAUGUCAUUGAUGUUUUAGGAGACAAAAAAAAAGAAAAAAAAAAAGAAAAAGGUUUGCAUCAGUGUCCUGAGUUUGAGCACUACUACACCGUUCAUAGGUUUGUUUCCUUUGUGUUUAUAGUGUUAUUGAAAAUAUGCUGUUCUAUAUUGAUGUACAUAAUGAUGACGUUUCCUCUGGCUUUUCCCUCAUUUGCCUGUCUAUUUUUAUAGGUCAUGUGUACAUAUGAAGAAAUGCAUCGGCCAUUUUAUUAACGGGACGAAUCCUGUGGAAAUAAAGAGGAGUGCUAAACGAGA